Molecule: messenger RNA, 24848 nt
Organism: Xyrichtys novacula (pearly razorfish)
Lineage: Eukaryota; Metazoa; Chordata; Actinopteri; Labriformes; Labridae
Source: the annotation of a GenBank genome assembly
UCAUUCGCUCUCAGAGACUCCAGCACACCACACCGUCUGUACAGCAUCAACUUCCAAACAUAUCGUUAACCCGGAGGAGGGAGGGUAUUGUUGUGGACACCGACGACUUCCAGCUACUUGACAGGCCGAGGGAUUUAAGCAGCCUCUCCGGUAAGGGAAAAACCUCUACAUUAUAACGCUAACUAACACUGUAAAAGAGAGCCCAGUGUUUAUAUGUGUAUGGCUGCUACCUAGCUAGGUGGCUAACUAAAGAACGUCGGUUAACCCGCAGUGGCUAGCUCGGCUUUCUGUUGCUCGUCCUUCGCGGUUACAGUCGGAUGUUUGGUGCGAACAGUUUCCUCGGUAGAGUUUAAAAGGAUUAAAAGCUUUAAAGUUUAGUUCAUUAUCUCUUAAUUUGAGUCAACGUUUUAACGCUUAACACAGCAGCUGGAAGAUGGUGAAAAACUCUGUUAACUAGCUCAAUUUUAAAAGUAUUAACCGUUUGUUGGUGGCGUUGAACAUUGUCGAGAAUAACCGUUUGUUAUUUUUAAAUUUCGCUUCACACUGCGGCUGAUUUGACAGUUUCACACGUUAAUUUUAAUCUUAACAGACAGCAGCAUAAGUUUACCAAGCUGAACAGCCGACAUUGAGUUUCGUUGAGCUGGUGUUAGUGCUCCCAGCAGACGGUUUACACAACUUUAAACUCAACCAUGUACAAGUUCUCUUUAGCUCCGAAACAGUUUAUGAGUCGCUGCUUUACUCAAAAAAACAAACAAACAAACAAACAAAAAAAAAACUGCACGAUCAAAAGUUUUAAUCACUUCACUUGUGACAGGAAAGGCAACAGUCCCGUCUGUUGAAAGGUUAGUACCCGUGAAGGUCUCAAAGCAGUGACAUGAUCACAUCAGAGAGGGUUAAAAAUACUCAUUGAUUGCAUCAUUUCAUGCCACUUUCUCCUUGUUUCCCCCCCUGAAAAAUAUCUACGCCUGUAUUCUUCUCUUAUACUUCCAUGUUUACCCACCUCUGCAGAACAAAAGGCUCUGCACAGCGGCCCCCUCCCCCUAAACUGUCAGAUUGAUUGAAUCCAUACUUGAGGUAUGAGAGGAGCAGUGCAGCAGAUAGAUUUAAGGACCACUCUUUAGUUUGUCCCAAAAGCUUAAUCAAGAGUAGGGCUGUAACGAUAUGAACAUUUAACAUCAUGAUCAUCGUGGCCAAAAUUAUCACGGCAUUGUUGAAAUAUGUUUAAAAUGUUUAAAAAGUACUUAUACAUCAUUUAACAAAGUUUUAUUUUGAAAAAACAAUCAGAAUAACACGCAGAAUUAACUUUUCCGUAACCUUAAAUAUCAGAGGAGCCAUAAGCUUAAAAAAUUAAUGAUGGUGCCUUAAAAGAGCCAGAGAUAAUCAACACUAGUACUAGUAAUAAAGUACAAAGUAAUGUGCCUGUGGCAUAAACAUGAACAUAAUAAAAAAUAAGUAAAAUUUAAAUAAAAUAACAUUCCUUAUUGUGCAAAUUGUAAUCAUCUUCAGCGCUCAAAAAGAUCUACUCUUACAAAUAUAAAACAGCAACACGACUAUAUGAAACAAAACAACCACAUGUUAACAAAUGUGUGGUGCAGGUGUUUUAAAAUAACGUAAAAUAUGUAAACAAAUCAAAUGAACCACACCGAUUGUCCGUUUUGUUAAAAAAAAAGAUAUAAAUUUACUUAAUAAUUUUUUUAUUAACAAAUAAACUGCACAUUAGCACACAGCAAAAUAAGUAAGACUUCUAUGUAUUAAAAGAAAAUUUAAUUAAAAGAAGAAAAAAAAACUGGAUCGGCAUCAUUCAUCCGAUAUCCGAUCCAAAUAUCGGAUUGGUGCAUCCCUAAUGAAAACUAAAAUAAUCAUUCACUCUAACUUAAUCUGCUGGGUGGCAUUAAUAGUGUCCUUGUCCGUAAAGCCAACUACACUCGCCCUUCUGACUAAUCUUGGGAUUUCUGACAAUUGAAAUGUGACUAAAAGAUGACUUAAACUGUCCAGAUUAGACUUUUCCAACUGUGACUUCUAGGGAGAUAAAGACCUGUCUACCUCCUGGUGACCUUUAGGGCGUCAUGCACAUGUGUAUCAUAUCUUGGUCGCAUUAUUGCAGCUCUUCGUAUCUUGAUGUUGAUUAGUCUUCUCUGCGUCACUCAUGCAGUUGCACAUUCACUGACGCGGUAGGAAAGAAAUGAUAACAUCACUCCAGUGCUGUCUUGUCUUUACCGGUGUCUUGCCAGUUUAAGAUUUUAAUCAUUUCAUAUUAUUUUAUUUACAUGGGACAGUGCCUUCAUAAUUAGCCGAGCUGUUGAGCUCCCGGUCAGAGCAGAAGGUCAACACACCAGAUGCUUUUGGAUGUUCAACGCUGACAGAGCUUUUGCAGUAGCUGCUUCCAGACUCUGCCUCUCCAUCCUUUGAAACCUGUAAAUCUUUGCUUGAGACCACCAUAGUACAACUCUACUUUGCUGUUGUUUUAAAUGUGCUUAACAUUAAACGUUGACUCAACUAGAAUUAAGGCUGAGAAAGGAAGCAGAACAGGACUUCAAUAUAAUUUAACAUUCAGUUGUGAAGAAAAUAUAUUUUUCAAAAAGUUCCUCUCACUGCUGGUAGGAAAGCAUACGACAAAAGAAGUCAGUUAAUAUCAAUAAUAGAAUUGUCUUUUAUUCAUGUAGCCGUCAAAUAAAACGUGAUAGAUUGUCUUUUACAGAAAAAUGGCUCGUCAUUGAAAAGGAGUGAAUGAAUCUGACCUGUAAAGUUUGUGUGUAAAGUAACAACUAAGUUAGCUGGAGGCACAACUAACUCUGGACUAUCUGUGUUUUUCAGUUGUACUGUUUCUGUCUGUGUCAGAGAUUCAAAGUUUUUCCGAGCAAACACAUAUUUGGAUUAAUAAUUUCGAGUUAUUGGAACAUUGAUAUGAAUUGUGACAGAGUAAUCCAGAAUAUUCAGACAUAAACUCUAUGUGUAAGAUCUCGGGCUUAUAAAGCAGCUCCUUACACUCAUAUCUGAAUUUUAAAGUACAUACAAUUUUGGUUUGAUAUGAUUGAAGACAUAGCUUAUGUUCUUGUUUUCUCUCAUGCGAAAUGAAUAUAUCUAAGGGCCCAGUCAGUCUCAGUUCUUUGCAUUUGUACCCUGCUUUUAAUACCCAGGGUUACAAGACAUGUGGUGCUGGCUUCUUCAUGUCUAUCCUGUCUGACUUGUUGCUCCAGUUUUGUUGUACAUUCGUGGUCUCAUGGGGGUUUCCUUGUCUCCAUGGUUGUCAAUGCUUAGUUUGCAGUGCAGGUUUCUGUGUUUGUCUCUGGUGAGGUGGUUAAAGCUAAGGGGUAAAGAUUAUUCUAUGGAAACGGCAUGAGCAACCAGAGGAAAGAGGAGGGAUGCUUUCCCCCUCCCCUUCCUCUCCCUCUCCUCAGCAGUCUGUCCCAGCAGAGCCCUACUCAAGGGAACAGCCACAGAGACGUGUACCAGCUGCAUCCACGAUGAAUGGCAAGGGCUCUGGAUGGGUUGCCAUGACAGGAGCACUGGCACGCGUUGUUAUGCAGACACCUCUUUUCUGGGGGCAUGUUUGCACGUUAUUUCAUUGCUGGUCUUUCUUGGUUGGUGCUUGAGAGGAAAGGUCUGCUAUUGUGCACAGAAUCUGAAUAAUGCUUUUUCUUAAGCUUGCUGUAUUUUCUUGCAGUGCUGGUUGUGAGUGUACAGAAUAUCUUCUGAAUGUCUCGGUAGUCUAGUGAAGAAAAAUGAUGCGGUUGUGUAAGAGCUGUUUUGCGGUCUGCUGGGCACAUCUGUCCAGAUCAGUUUCACUCCUAUGUGCAGUUUUAAACACUCGUAUCCAAACAGUUUCCUGUAGAUUUGCACUCACUUUAAGAGUUUGGAGGAAUUAUAGAAUUAUAUAGAUAAUGCGGCUAAUAAAAAUUCAGCCCUUGCCUUUCAAGGCUAUUGAGGAGUUUCCUGCAUUGUAGUGCAAUUAAAUAAUUGAUAACUUUAAAGAUGAUUGUACUACUACUACAGGAGUUGCGUAUCUGGCAAGUUUAGUGGACAAGAUGCAGCUACAAAGUGGAUGAAAAUAAAUGUGUCCUGGAAGUGAAUUAGGAAAAGAAACUUUGCAGACUCUUCGACAUUGUUCUGAAUACAAAUAAUAAAAGUGUGAAAUUAAAUCCUCAUGAAAAGAUUGUGGAGAGUAAAGGUCCUCACACCGGGACCGUUUUUAUUUAUCCGGACGUCAAUAUUUCUUUUGGAACCUGUAUCCUGUCAAUGCAUCAGCGAUGUUUUCCUGUCAUGCGAUAUUACGGCGUUUAUUUUUUCGUAUCAUGGUCAAUUUUUUUUAAAGUUUCGCAUACUGUGUGUUCACUUCUGACCAACUUGUGGAGAGUCAUAGCGUCGGAUUUCUCAUUAGACGAUAGUUUGUGUGCUUUAACAGUUUGCUAAACGUUCUAGCCAAUCAGAGGCGAAGGAGGCGGGACUUUCCUCGGCAGAAGUCUUUCCCGGGAUGCGUCUUUUCCCCUGGAAAGUCGCGGAAUCGCAUCAGCUUGAUGUGUACAGUCAGGCGCGUCAAAAUUCGCCUCUGAAUAUUUCGUACUUUCGCGUUCUAUAUUCGCGUCGGCCCCGGUGUGUAAGGACCUCAAGGCAGGAUUUGAUCUGUUACAGACUCAAUAGGCAGGUUAUACCCUUUGAUGAAAAACAUGUUUAAUGAGUUGAAAUCUACCUUAAGACUUUAAUCCGAUUGUCAAACAGACAAGGUCCGGAUAGUUAUGACUUAUAUCCUUUUAUGACAAUCGAGUAGCUGAUCUCACAAUGUGUGUAUUCUUAGUUCUACUGCAUAGUUUAGAUAGAGAGGCGGGAUUGUGUUUGUUCACUGUGGCAGAUCUGCUGGAAAGGAGUCUUGCCAGGGAUUAAUUUUCUAUUUUUUGAAUGUGGGUUUUCAUUUUUAAUGCAAAGCCCACCAAUCGAUGUGCGCUCUUUGCCCAUAGAAUUAGAAAUGUCCUUUCCAGACCCAAUCGGUGCACACAUUUUCAACUGUGGUGUUAUUUCAACACCACAAAGAAUUUGAUCCUGUUAGCAGGGUUGAACAGCUGCCUGAAAAUCAACCCACUUAUUUCAGGUUAAUCUGGGGGGGAAAGUGUACACUUGGAUUCUGGACUUUGUACUCCAGAUAUGCCCUGAGGCUGACAGGAUGCCAAGCAGUUCUCUGAAAGCAUUUGGUACGAUCAAUUUAACUCAUGUAAGGUCACAAUGAUCAAAACAACACACAAACUACAGGAUGCUGCCUGGCUGGCAGAGAUUUCCCUGGAAAAAGUCAGAACUUACAGCCUGGAAUCUUCAUCUGGAAAUACUUAAGUCAAAUGUAUUCCCUCUGAACAGGCUGUUCUGGUGCAUCAAAAUAACCUUAAAUGUCUGAAGUGGCCCUGGAGGUUAUUUUUUUUUUCUUAUUGGUGAUUAAAAGGUAUUGUGUUUGGCUUUUCCUAAAAUAAAGAUAAACAAUGAGGAGAUUAACUAAGAGGAUUACACUGUUUUUUUUUUGUCGCAUAAAUUCUUAUUCACCGUAUUUUUCACACUACAAGGCGCACUUAAAAUCCUUAAAUUUUCUCAAAAAUCCUCAGUGCGCCUUAUAAUCAGGUGCGCCUUAUGUAUGAAAUCUGGUUGUGCUCACUGACCUCGAACCGAUUUUUGUGUGGUACACAGCGCUCAAAAAUCUGUCAGAAUGUUUUAUUACGACUUCGGUAAGCUACGAAGCCGCACAGCCUGAUGACUUGUCGGAGCACUUUGUUUGGCUUAAUGCGCUUUAUAAUCCGGUGCGCUUUAUGUAUGAAAAUAGACUCGAAUAGACGCGUUCAUUGAUGGUGCACCUUAUAAACAGGUGUGCCUUAUAGUACGAAAAAUAUGGUACUGCCUAUUAAUUUUUGAUGCAUGUUAUUAUCACUGAUUAUCUUCUCAAUAAUAAACAUUUAACCGAUAGUUUCCCUCUCAAUAGAACCCCAUAGUUAAAUAAUAGUUUGUCAUUUUGAUGCCUCUGUAUCACUUAAAUGGUCAAAAGGUUAAUAUAGAGUAACCAAGUACAACAACAAUAUAGUAUAGUCUUAUUAAAUGUAAAUUACAACGUGUACUCUGAAAAUCCCCUUUCAGGGUGUGAAUAAAUACUUUCUUUGAAAUGGCUCAGCUGGAUUGUAAAGUUGUAAAACCCGGUUUGUUCAGUUUGGGGCGCUUUGGGUUUGUCGAUAGUUUGGAUGCAGACUGUUUACAGAGAACAAUUCUGACAUUUAGUCUCAACUUUGACAUAUUAAAAAUGUUGAUGGGUCACUGUUGGCUUGAAGUCAGAUCUUACUAAAAAGAAAAUGAGCACCUAUGUUAAUCUCCUUUUAUUAAGAACCUCUGUCUGCCGUGAACACCAAAUGGCACGUGGUUGUUUUACAGGCCAAACAGGAAACAGAAUCAUUAACCUGAAUAUUUCAGGACUUUUAUUGCUGUCAUAAUAAUUAAAGUCCAAACCAGAUACAGAGGGCUUUUGUUUUAUAGUGAAGGCUCUACAUAGCAUCCCUGGCUGGUCAACCCCGUAGAGACAUAUUUUGCAAAGCUGGUCUUGUAAAGCUUUACUGGGCAUGUUAAAUAUGAAAUAGUUCAACAUGUGUGCUGUGGAUUGUGUCUUUUUACUCACUCUGCCUGCAGUACACAGCGUAGGAUUUCCAAUCACAAGCAGAAAAAGAUUGUGAGUUUUUUAAUCUUGGCUUUAUAUUUUUUACCUUUAAAGCUGGCACGAAUAUGAAACUUCAAGUGAGAUGUUGCUUUCAGAGCAGUCUCUGUUGUGCCCUCAUUGACUGGCAGCAGCCACUCAGGAUAGAGUUGUUGCCAACCACAAAGACGAUUAUGCUUUGAACCCAGGAAAACAACACAAAACCUUAGCAGUAUCUGAGGGGUGUCGAUUUGGCUCGGCUAAAAGCGUGGCCCCAUGCACAAAGGCUGUAGUCCUCAUCUCAUUGGCUGCUGUUACACCUCCCGGCUCUGACCCUUUGCUGCAUGCCCUCCCCUACUGUAUAACACACACUCUCUGUUUCUCUUCAGAUGUCCUAUCUGAUUAAAAAAAAAAAUAAAAGCCAGUAAAAUAACUGGGAAAAAUUUUGCAACUUAGAGGUUAGGAACAUUGUUGAAGAUUUUGUUAUUGUUGUCCAACUCCUGCCUUUUCUGCUCUAUUUGAGCAGCCACUGGUGAUCUUGACCUCAUCAAAACUAAUCCACAGGUAUUUAAAUUUGACUGGUUAGCUAAUUUUUACCUUAGAAGCAAAUCCACAUUUGUGAAAUCAGUUGCGGUGUGUGCCACACUCAAGUUAAGUCUACAAUCCAUGUUUAGUAUCACAUUUUAUCUUAGACUUAAGUCAGAAGAUAAUACUUUAUUGAGGGUAUGUCGGGUUGUUGCAGCAAUACAUACAUGAUUAGCAAGAAAGGAUACAGUGAGAGUGUGAGUAGAAAACAUAGAAAUCCAAAUGAGUAAAGAUAAGAUGAAAAAUAAACAUGUGUUUUAUGCAAACGUAUGAGAAAAUGAGAAUUAUACAGAGCAGAAAGGACAUGUUAUACAGUAAGUGACGGAGCAAAGUGACAGUUAUGGGUUAAAGUAAAAUAGCAACACGUUCACAUUAGGGCAAUGCAAAUUGUUUUAUGAAGUUUAGAAUAUAAAGAUAUAAUCAGUUCACAAUGUACCAGGAUAGUUUCAGGUCAGAGUAGGAGUAAGGAGUGUACGGUACAGAGUAGAUAAUCUAUUGGAAUACACAUGGUUGUAUAGAUAUAUGUCAAUAUGGAAAGAGAAUAGUAGAAGCUGGUACUCUAUAUAAUAACAGUAGAAGUUGCAUUAGUAUUAUGUGAUAUAAUAAUAUAAUAUAAUAUAAUACCAUGCCUCCUGGAGCUUUUUUUAUAAUAGCUAGAUACAUGAUAUUAAGAGAGAUGAUGAUUCCUAAGUCCAUGCUGCAGUCUUCUGCUUUGAGAGCUUUAAGUGAAUCUUAGUGCAAAAGUGAGUGGGAUUUGAUGGACCUGCCCCCCCUCUCUAACAGUAGUCGGGGUUUAGCAGGCUUAUCAGGGAGGUCACACAUUGAAGACUAGAGAGCACUCACUCAUCCUCGAUGGACCAACUCAUAUAGAUCUGACGACACACUCUGGCAGAUGUGAGAGCUUCAUCCUUUAAUGCAGAGUCCUGCUAUGUGCUUCAGUGGGGUUAAAGAUUAAGGUCUUUAACUGACCACACUGUCUGGUCUGGAGGAUUCUGGCUUUUCACUCAUUAUUCUUCUACUUUUCAAAGAUACACAGGGCACACUCAUGAGUUUGUAUGUUUUUGCAUUUGAGUAAACUGUGGCCCUUUUUUGUUUUCACAGGGGCUGGUCAAUAUGUGAUUAUUCAUGGGGAUGCAUUGUAAUCCUGGUAACAGCAGAUAGCCUAAUAAUUAUUUAUUAGUAUUGGCAGAUAUAAGAAUUUCUGCAGGUAAAUAUGGUCAAUAAUGUGACGUAUCGCACAUGUGAUGACAGCUGCUUAUUUAGGCCCCAAGUGAUAUUUCCUGAUAUUGUUUGUUUUCCUCUGUUGAGACGUCACUGAGUUGAUACACCAAGAGGAGCUGGUAAUCAGUAGGGAUGGGCCACAUCCCUGUGCUCUGCCCAUUUGAUGUGAGCCAGCUGGGCCUGAAUGUCUGGCUAGAAUAACAGCUGAAUGUAAAAACAAAACAUUGAAAGACUGUUGACUGACAGACUGGUUAACUGCUGAUAUUACGUGUUUACAUUGAGCCUUUUAAACACAGUAUUUAAAGCAGAUAACGAUGCUCGGAGUGAUCUAAUAAUGUUUUAUCAUGUAAUCUGUCAAGCAGAUUGUGUUUUUUCCCUGCAUGGUAUGAAACUCAGCAAAGCCUGCAGCAUCGUUAGCAGAGGAUACAGCUGAGCAGACAUCUGGCCGCACAGAAAUGAGUUCACAAUGCAAAUUAAAAUGAUGAUGUUCGAAUGAAAUUCCUGUUUUAGACAUAUUUUUGGUUUUGCAGAAUUUGCGCACAACCCAAUCGUAAAAUGUGUAUUAUUAAAACAGUCCCAGUAGUGGGUUAUUUGUCUAGCUUUAUGGAGUAUUUCAUGUUUGUUUUUUUACUGCUGAUCAAAUCUAGUCAAAGAAAACAGAGCAUCAUGAUGAGGCAGUAGAAAAAAAGUGAGAAGUAAGAGGAAAGUGACUUAGAAGAUGUUUCGACCGAUAGAGACUCGUGUGAUUGGGAAAGCCGCUCCUGCUGUCUCCCUCACUGCUCUGUGACUCGGUCUGGCUGCCUGUUGAUCUCCCUCCGGAGCUGCUGCGGCUGUCAGUGGACUUCGCAUGAGCUCUCUGUUGUCCCUCAAGGAUUUGAACAGCAGUGCUGACCGUAAGCUAUAGUCCCUAGAUGAUGAGCUAAAUAUAUAACUCCCACACCCCCAUCUCCUUUUAUGUUCUCGCCGUCUCUUCAUUCGAACUCCACGCUAACCCUCUCUUGCAUUCAUUCGUGUGUGUUCAAGCGUGCCUGUGAAGUCGGACAUGUCAUAUAUAUGUAAUAUUGAUGGCCCUGGGCAGAAAGAAAAUGCCCCGUUUGUCGGCUGUUAUAUGCCAUCAUUGUUUAAUGCACAAUUUGCACAGCAUGGUAAGAAAAUAAUAGUAAAAGUAGAGAGCAGGGCAGACUUGUUUUGUGGGGUUUUGCCUCUUUUAAAAUUCUGAAUGUAGACGGGAAGGAUAUCUGUGCAGGAGAGACAAUGAAGUCAUAAGAACAUAGUGUAACCACACUGUUGGCUGCUUUUCCCAUUCCCCCUCCAGCUCCUCUUAGUUUGCUUUGUCCUCCCUCUCUGGUUCUCUCGUUCUCAUCCUCGGCCUUUUAGCUCACACAGAAGGAUUCGUCUAAAUCUAGUCGCUGGGUCUCUUUUACGUGCGUGUUAAGUCAGUGCCUAAUCUUUGUUGAAGGAGGUGCCUGCUGCCAAGUUCUGUCACUGUAUUAGCCAGCUCAAGCACAAUAUGGCCCUGGAGCACUAAACCAAACUAGAGCUAUCAGUUCUCCCUCUUUUGUGAAGACUUUUCUGUAUCUUAUUACCUGAAUGUGAAGCUGAAAUAUGAGCAAAGAGGAAGGAUGUCUCAUAGAAAGUUUGGAUUCAGUCCUUGAGGGUUUUCUCUCUGUGUGCCAGUUACACGUGUAACUACUCAAACCUGAAAACCAGGUUUGUCUAAUCAGACAUGUUUAGUCCUUGCAGGCUGAAAGGUUUUAAUCAUCUGUAUUAAUGGAGUGAGACUAAAAGACCAGGAACCGGCCCCUAACUAAGUCUCCCUCAUUACUUUGAAUAAAGAUUACUGUUUUCCAGGUCGCUCGCUAUUGUGUGUCCAGGAUGGAGUUGGAUUUCUGAGCUGUGGGAUUAACCUCUGGUCUUUAUAGCAUGAUCUUUACAAACCAUAUCCAUAAUCUGUGGGGUUAUUAAAGGGGCCCGGCAAAGUGAGAGGGGUCAUACUCCCAUCUGCUUCCAGUCCCACAUGCAGAUGAAAAUCAUCUGCAGCGGGAAGCGGAGGCUUUCCUCUCCCUCUUUAUCCAUCAGAGAAAAACCUUUAUUGUGUACUUGAACUGAAAAUCCCCAGUCGGCCUGUGAAGAAAACGACAGAAAUAGGCUGCAGUUCAGCAACCGUGAGAAUGUCAGGUAUCAUUAAUAUAUCUUUAGACUCUUUGUCAUUUAGAGGUUGAAGCUUCUUUUUGUCACUCAUGAAAUAUUUAAUGAUCAGUCAUCAUCUUUACAGAGAAAACAAGGGAGUGUGAUGAUGCAGCUCGACUAUUCUUAUCCACAACCGCUUGUCGUUAACAAUCUGCUCACUACUUUCACUUAUAAAUGAGAUCAUAGUCCUUUUAAAGCCUCAAUGUUAUUUUUUUUUAAGAAAAGCCAAGCAUCAUUUCCCAGAACUCUUCAAGGUGACUCUUCAUUUACAGGCAUUAAAAACAAAGGAAAGCUUUAAACCUUUAGUAUAGGAAACUGAAACCAGCACUGUUAUGUAUUUUGUUUGAAAAAAUCACAAAAAUUGUUAACAAAAUGGUUGGAAUUGGUGUCUUUCCAUUGAGUUAUAAACAUAUCCUUGCAGCUCUCAUUUUAUUCAAAGGGUCUUUUAUUAAAUAAAAUGGUAUGCAGCACUAAUUCCAUAAAAAACAGAGCAUAGCCGGAUCUGAGAUGGUCAAAAAAAAGGGUUUGAAAAUAUGCAACAUGACCAGGAGCAAGCAUUUUUAAUUUUGCGCCAUCUUUCUUCAGAGCGCUCCUCCUUUCUUCUCUCUCGUGUCUCUUUUCGUCCUAACAAGCUGUCAGUAACAUACUGUUUUUUUUUCUUUGCACCGUUAGGUUUGACUGACAGACUUAGCACAAGAAAAAGGCAAGUACAAGAGCUCUGCCUCUGAGAUCUAAUGUGCUCUGCCCUCAUUUGAGUGCUUGUAAUGUUUCCCCUGUGUAAUUAGCGUAACAGGCUCUGAGGGCUGAAUAUGUCCACACGAGUCUGAUCAUUCAGUAGGAAUGAACCGAACAGCAGGGUUUAUUAGGCGCACAACAGAUUAUUCUUGUUAACUUGCCUUAUUUUUUUGGCUCGAGUCGAGCUGCAACCAUUUUUCGAGGUGCAAAAAACAGUAAAGAGCAGCAAAUGAGACAUCCAUCAAUCCCUCUGUCUUUUUGAAAUGAUUUCAUUAACAUCAAACCAAGUCAAAUCUGCAGAGAGUGGGUUGAAAAUGAGUACAAGAUGUUUCCUAUGCUGCCGGCUUUUAGGAAUAAAAUCUGCACUGUAAAGAGUAGUGCUGGUCGAGGUUGGCAGCUGCUGUAGCUGUCUCAAACUGUUUUCUCUCUCUCUAUUUGUCUCCUUCAAUCUCUUCACCAGUCUUGUAGCAUGCAGCGGGAUUAGGAUUAGUGGUCUGAGACUGGCUACUUUAACAAGCACUAAUUGAAUUGCCACUAAGGUUGUGUUGGAUACUACAGCUGACGGCUCCAGAGUUUUGGUCAGGGUUAAGCCAAAGGCUACAAACAUCACAACAUCAACGGGCUGCUGUUUUCAGAGGUUUGCAUCCACACUGUGCUGCACGGUUUUCUGUCUGCCAUCCACUGUGGGCAGCAGGCCUGUCUUUGGGGAAGCUUCUGCACUUGAGCCCACGCUGGGCCUGAUUAGUCGAGGCUUUCCAACUGUGCUGUUGGGUCUCCAUGUAAACAAACACAAUCCAUUUGUUGAGCCCGUACAGCGCACAAUUAGUCAUUGUUAGCAUGGGAAAGUCAUUCUGCUGUAAGUACAAAAUCGCUGAUGUAAACAGUUUGAACCAAAGGUUGUCAGUCCAUGCAACUGACCCUGCCCCUCUUCUGUGUCUUUCAGCGCUGCGACUGGUCCAGUUCCUGUCCAUCCAGUGAGUCCAGUGGCUGUGAGCCCAGCGAGCUGUUUGAGCUGUCUCAUAGCUGAGGAUUGCAUCAUUAUGGAACAAUAGAAGCGAGGAUCAAAACUCUCCCUCCUCCUCCUCCUUCCUCCUCCACCUCCUCUCCCCACUCUUUUUCCUCUCAGCCUGACCCUCCCCCUAACAAACACACACGGUCACCCACAGACUCAUGCAAACCUCUCUGACCGCUCCUCCCACGCUGGUCAUGGUCCACUCCCCCUGUCUCUCCAGUGUGUCAGACGGUGGCUGCUGUGUGUAAUCCUGUGUAGAGUGUGGGCCCUAUACGGCUGCGUAUGCUCCCUUUUGUGAUGGCUGCUGUUGUUGUAGCAGAGGCCUCCCUCAGGAGAGACCAUGAGGGAGAACAGAAGGCAGUGUAAAACUCACAAAGGGAGGAAAGGAGAGCGAGUGAGGGACACUGACGCUGCCGUUUCUUUGACUGGAGGAGAAUGAGCUUCACAGGGCAACACAUGGAAGUCAAUGGGGGUGAGACCACAUGAUGCAGGACUGGCAUUGCCACCCCUGUUUAACCACAUAUCGGUUAUCCAGCCAUCUACUUUGGAGAUAUCUGCCACAUGGUGAUCUGCAACAAGUAAUGAAGUAAAAUAGAGAAAAAGAAACAAGACUUUGUUUUUUUUUGUUUUUUUGGAUGAAAUUCUUUCCACUUUUUGGUGUUUUUUUCAAUAUCAGCCUGCCAAAAGUGCCUUCUUUGUGUAACUUUUGCCAUUUUUGAAACUUAUCCUGCUUUCUAUACCCAUACUCCAGAUUGCCACAGAUUAUAGUGAUAUCACAUUCAACAUUUGUUGCCAUAUUUCCAACGUGUAACGGAGAAUCUGUGACAUUGUAUGUAGUUGUUGACAGCCGCUACCACAGCCUCAUUUGAAAACACAGCUGACAAUCAUCACCUUCCUGAUUUCUUAGUACUUUUGGGUUUUCUUACCAAACCUGGCAACAAUAACAGAGUCAGAUUAUCCCACACCAGCCAGACUGCCUGCACUGCCUCCUCCUUUCUUGUGACGACGCAGAGCCAUCGCCAUGGUCAGCAUCCACUCCAAAUGGCGCUACUUUUUCAUGUUCCUGGGCAUCCAACUGGUGGUCAUGGCGCUGCUGUCCCGAGAGGGAUACCAGAAGCGAGUCAGCUACUUCAUCCGCAUCUUCCGCAAACCAGAUACCACUCUUCAGUCAGGUCGCAACCACACCGCAGCUGGCAUUCCCGGAGGCGACGUUUAUGCCAACCUCUCCCACCUAUCCAAAACUCAUAGCCAUGCUAACGACAUGCCCUACUGUCCCAAGACAUCCCCUCUAAUAGGUGAGUGGGCUUACCUGCUACAGUGUCAGUCUUUGUACCUGGUUUAUCAUACUGCUUAACGUGUGUAAAUUUGUUGCUACAUUAACGAAAUAUCAACAACUUACCUGAUAAUUUCCCAGUUUUCCAUUGUUGUGAGUCAUCAAUCAAGUCAAGCUUUAUUAUUGUCAAUUAGUGCUGGACAUACACAGGGAUAAAAAGAAAAUCAAUGUCCUGUCAGCCCUACAGUGCAAAUAAUCGAAAAGAUGUAGUAUUAGACAAAAGAAAAAUAAUAAUAUAUCCAUACAUAUCUACAGAUUUGUCUUAUAUGUCGAUGUAAAUAGACCUAAACACUAGGGUUGGGACGAUAUGCUUUUCUCCUGAUUUGAUUCUUCUACAAUUAUUUUAGAUGCCGAUUCGAUUUAAAUUGCGAUUCUACGAUAUUGUCUAUUUUCUUGAUUUUAAAGGUCCUUUCACACCAGGAGCGUUUUUUUCAUGCGAUUAUUUCGGACGUCAAUAUUUUUUUCGAACUCAUAUCCUGUCAAUACAAGCGUUCACAUCAGCAACGUUUUCCCGUCCUGCGAUAUUGCGGCAUUUAUUUUUUCGGAUUGCAGUCGAUUUUUCUAAAGUUUUGCAUACUGUGUGUCCACUUCUGACCAAUCAGAUUGCAUGUUGUUGCGACAGCUGAUUCACCAGUAUAUCAGACAUGGCCGACCAGCUGAUUGUUUACGUGUCGGAGAACUGAGUACUUUUUGAUAAAAGACACAAAUAUUACAAAGAUAACGACCUGAAGGAUAGUUUGUGUGCUUUAACAGUUUGCUGUUUUAACCUUCAUCUGUGCUAAGUAACUUUAGCUCGUAAGCUAACCUGUUCAGAUACAACAUACCAUAUGUAUUUUCACUGUCUCAAACUCAAUCGCGUUGCUGUCACAGCACCAUUAGGUCUCGGUUGUUACCUUACGUUUAUGGAUUAUAGUUUAAUGUGCUUAUCUGGUACUGGCCCCGACUCAGUACAUGCUGAGGCAGACAGACAUCUCAACACUAGAGUCUAAUCAGAACUGAAAAACACUCAGUCUGCUGUUGUGUCAGUCUUCUCGCUUCCACCCGGGACGCGUCUUUUUCCCCCUGGAAAGUCGCAAAAUCGCAUCAGACUUGAUGUGUAUAGUCAGACGCAUCAAAAUUCACCUCAGAAUAUUUCGUAAUUUGUGUAUAUUUGUGUUGUUUCUCGUGUGUAAGGACCUUAAGUCAGUUUUUAAGAUUUAUUCUUAAAUUUGAAAAAAAUAAUUGUUUAGAUAAAAAAAAAUCGAUUUUAAAAAAUGUAAAACUGGUGGGUGCAAAUGUCAGUAUUGCAUUGAACAGGCGAUAAUUUGAACAGUAGGCGGGUCAAUAUUGUCCUUUCAGUUUUCCUGUAACUUGCUAAGAGCAACGAGUCACAUUAUCAUGGGACAGUUUACAGAGGUGGUGUUCUGCUUUGUCAUAAACUCUGAUAAAGGGAAUAAACUCAAAUCCUUCGGUACAUCUCUGCGAUCGAGAAGUACAGGCUGCUAACUGUGAGAGUUGUGAAACUCGUGGAGCUUAUGCUUUUUAGUCACCCCUCCCUUAAAAACAAUCUUAAAUGCAGAAGUGAAAAAGAGUCCCCGCAAUUUGCACAAUGAAGCAUGACCAUUUCACUGAAGUGCUGAAUAUUUCAGUCCUCAUCCCCUCAGCUUUGUUUUUAGCCAGCCUUUGGCAGCCGUGUCAAAGCGAAAGCUGGCAGCUGAGAGCAAGAGUAUUCUUUGAAACGCUCAUCAAAAGAGAAUUUGUAAAGGUCAUUGGGGUUUUCCAGGUUAUUGGUUUGAAAGAUGGCUGAAACCUUUCUGAGUUUCUUCUGAAACUGUUUAAAAAAAAAUAAAAAAGGACUGGUAUUGCAGACGUCAGUGUGAGAGCUCAACAGGACUGAUGGAGGAAGCACCUUUUUAGAUUUUAGCCUCAGAAAACCGCACAUCAGAAGCCGAGUAGAAAUCCCAGUUUUGUGAGGUACACAGUGUUAACUUCAGCUUAAAUGGGCCCACUGGGGUAUAAAAUAAUAUUCAGCAUACUGCAGGAGCUUUAAAAAUAGCUGCCUAAUGCUGCCCACUCAUCAGAGUGAGGCUAAUGGAUUGUGUGCUGGAGUGAUUGUUCAAAAUCUGUCAGAAGCGUCAGUAGUCAUGUUCCAUCCUGAUUCAGAGCAGAUCAUAGUUUUAAUUUACAGUUAUCGGAUCACUCAGACAAUAAGACAUGAAGGAGAUCCUGAAAAUGAUUCUCUGUCAUCAUUUAUAGUUUUUACAGAAGAAAAAAAACCCCAACAACCUGUGAACUGAAAUAUUCUGCUUUUGCUUUCAACCACAAAUCUUUCAAUGCCAUCUCAUCUCACUUUGUUUGAUGACAACUGAGCAAACUCCGCUCACAAAGAAACUGAGGUGUGCCUGUAGGCUUAACAGAAAUUAAAUGCCGUAAGUGGAUAGCUUAACUUUUCCUCCCUCUGUUUGUCUUCGUCCUGUCACACACUAGUUACACAUUACCCAGACAUUUGUAUCCUGCUCAAUGUUUGUCGAAUUUACGUGGGAUAAACUGUGUAAGCUGGCUUAGUUUUCUGGUUUCAAGGCUCUGCCCUCUGCUCCUUUGUUCCCACAUCUCUCAGUUAUUUUACACGGUGUGCUGAUAGCUGAGCCACAAGGCAUUGACUUUCUUUCCUUGAAAAACAGGAUGGUCAGAGGUAACUAAAGUACUGGUGAAUAUUUGAUCUGAGGGUGAGGGGUGAACAGAAACCACCUGAAGGUUCACUCAGACUGCUUUGAGGAGAAGGGAGGGACUGAAUCUGUGUGAUUUCUGAAAAGGAUUACUAAAUCCUGUAACAGGAUGCUUGGCAUGUGUAUUAUGAGGGCCUAAAGAGCUGCAACUAUGCAUUAUUUAUUCUAUGGUCUGAUCCCCUGAUAUUUGCUUUGAUUAAUUAUUUAAACAGGGAAAUUUGUUCUGAAUAAAAAAAAUCUAAACUUGUCCAACCAAGUGUCCAAAGGUGUGUUCCAAAUCGCAUACUUCCAGUGCUAAAUACUUAAAAUUUUGAGUAUACUCAAUGCAAAAUGGAAAAAAGUAUGGAUAGUAUAUGAAAAUUGAGUAUGCAAAAGUACCCGGAUGAGGUACUCAAAUCGGUCAAGAUUUUGAGUAUGCGACUGUGGACACUCACCCGCACUCAUUUCAUCUGUGGCUGUGGACGGCUGUGGUGCCGGUGGGUCGGCGAUAGUUGACCUGGGAGCUUUGUACAGAUGUAAGCAAUAAGUUGCCUUUUGCACGUUCUUUCCACCAAGCACUGCCAGCAUUUAUUUUGAGUAUAUUUGUGGUGUAAACUUGGUAACCUGUUUGUCUUUUGCUGCAAAUGUUAUUGCGAAUGCUAGUUAGCAAGUUAGCUAGUUAGCUAGUAGCUGCCGGGUUCCGAAGCGUUACCCGUGGGGUAAAAAUGAGCGAUGAAAGUUCAUUUUGUUGCUGAUUUUACCUCAAAAGUGGAUGAACGAGCGCAGGAAAAAGGUGGCGGUAAUUAGCUGAUGCAGAGCUAGCCGGUGACAAAUUGGUGUAGUAGAAGAAGAAAUGGUGUCGUCAUUUCCGGUGAGUGCGCCGCGCGGCAGUAUUUGUGACAACGCUGCACCCUUGAAACUCAAGCACUAUGCGAUUGAGUACAUAGUAUGCUUAGAAUACUCAAUUUGAAAAAUCUAAGUAUUUAGUAUGGAAGUAUGGGAUUUGGGACACACCACAAGUCUCUAAUGUGCAGAAGUCGUUUUCAUUGUUACAUAAGGUGUGUCCCAAAUCGCAUACUUUACUAAAUACUAAAUUGAGUAUACGAAGCAUGCUAUGUACUCAAUCACGCAGUGUGCAAGUUUCAAGGGUGCAGUGCUAUCCCAAAUCGCAUACUGCCACGCGGCGCACUCACCGGAAAUUACAGACGAACAAAAACUAAAGAAAUAAUGACAUGAUGUGCUGCAGACAAACCUCUGUGGCUGAUACUGCCUCUAUUCACAGGCUAGCUAGCCUCGUUGGUUGUAUAGUCCAUGACCAGGCUCUGCUGGCCCGCCGGGUAUUUUUUAUUUGCCACGGGUAACGCUUCGGAACCCGGCGGCUACUAGCUAACUACCAUUAGCAUUCACGAUACCGUUCGCAGUUAAAGACAAAAAACAGGUUACACCACGAAUAUUCUCAAAACGGUAAACACUGGCAGUGCUUGGUGGAAAGAACGUGCAAAAGGCAACUUACUGCUUACAUCUGUACAAAGCUCCCAGGUCAACCAUCGCCGACCCACUGGCACCACAGCCGUCCACAUCCACAGAUGAAAUGAGUGCGGGCGAGUGUCCACAGUCGCAUACUCAAAAUCUUGACCGAUUUGAGUACCUCAUCCGGGUACUUUUUCAUACUCAUUUUUCGCAUACUAUCCAUACUUUUUUUCCAUUUUGAGUUGAGCAUACUCAAAAUUUUAAGUAUGUAGUAUGGAAGUAUGCGAUUUGGAACACACCUAUAGUGCACGAAAAAUAAGUAUUGGACAAAAAUUGGAAGGUCAUCGAACUCUGAGACCUGGUUACAGUAUUUACCUUUGGAGAGUAAAUCAUCCCUGACUUAAAGAGGAUGUCUUUGUGUCACCUGUUGUACAGUGACCACAUAUUUUUCUUUUUAGAUUUUGUCUCGUUUUUGAUUUUGUCUCUUCUUGGUAAUUCCCAGUUUGUGGUGAAUGAGGUUGCUUUUUACUGAGCGACAGUAAAGAGGUACUUUGCCGUUUCCUGUCUGUUUCAAAGCCUGGAAAGCCUUCUGUUUGUGGGUUUGCAUUUCAGACCGGGACAGAACCUUGUCCAGAAGUGAUCUAUUUGGUUAUAUUUACAUUACUAAUACAUUAUCGCUCCCAAAGAAUCAGUGUUUCUCAUCAGAGGGUUAACUUCAAACACUGAGUUUCAUUUCCAAGCUUGAUGCUACAUUCAAAUCAUGAGCUCUCAUUCAGUAACCACAUUAUUUGCCUUUGCUCUAUCUAAAACAUCUCGUUUCCGACUGACAAUGACAGCAUCUAAUUUCCGCUUGUAGGUGGGCCGAUCCACGUCAGCUUCCCAUCAGGGCUCACUCUGGCAGAUGUUCAGAAGAAAAAUCCCAUGGUGGUUCGAGGAGGUCGUUACAGGCCGCCUGACUGUGAGGCCAGACACCGGACCGCCAUCAUCAUUCCCCACAGACACAGAGAACACCACCUCAAGUUCCUCCUCUACUACCUACAUCCUUUUCUGCAGCGACAACAGCUGCACUACGGGAUUUACGUCAUUCACCAGGUGAAACACAAACACACCAGAGGAAGAAUAAAGAGGUUGUGGUGGAUGUAUCUACUCGUUAUAUUUAAAAUUUGCAUGUGAAUCAGUUGGUCUGAGUGCAGGGUGUAACUGUUGUUGUAAUCCUCAAGGCUUCAGGCUAGGAGGAGAACGCCCUCUAGUGUUCUGACUCUGCAUCUGCAGGUUAUAGAACAAAAUGCCCAAGUGGCUUUCAGGGUUUAAUCUGCUUAGCUGCAGCUGUUUCAGUUAAUUCACAUUAACUCCUCAGCACUUUAUCUCUUACACCUCUUGUGCCUGUCCUAUUGUCGAGUCUUACUUUCUGUCUCCGCUCAGAGAACUGUGAGGAUGCUUCACAUGCUGCAGUGUGUUACUUUUUUAGGAUGGAUCAGGGAAUUAACGUCUGAAUAAGGCAUGAAAAAUAUGAUGCAACGUCGCGGUAGAGAUGAGCACUGAGUCUAUAUAUAUCAUUGACUUGUGAGUCAUAACAUGUGGUUUUCUAUACUGUGAAUCAGGACACUGUUUUCUGUCUGUAAACUGAAAAGCAGAAAUGAUUUCCUGCUGCCAGCGAAGGAUUGACGUGUUUAUCCUUUAUGUCCUUAAAAUAAUUUCCCCUGUAACGAUUGAAUAACCUUCCAGCAGAGUUCCUCAUACAGGCGUGAAUUUAGAUGUUUAAUAUUCACAACUCAGACUAUUGGACCUAAUUAAUUGCUUUAUAAAUAAGAUGAAUAGAAUCAUUCUGUCAAUCUGUCAUGAAACAAUGGUUCUAAGUCAUGCCAUUCACUUUUACAUCUUUAAAUUGCAGCUGAAGAAACUCAUUGGUUUUGGUACUUGAAGUUUAAGUUGCGCUUCAGAAGUUGGAUUAUAGAUAGACUGAGGAGGUGCAGUAAGUGUUUCCAGACUCCCUCACUUUGCAGGGACCCUCUGGCACAUAUCCUGAUCAGUUGAUUCUGAGCGGAAUUUUCCUUUAGUUUUGAACUUUUUUUGGUUUUACAUCAGAGCUGCUGACUGAAACACUCGACAACAUGCAGCGAUUUGGGACCGUUACAUAAUUGACUCUUGUUUCUUUUAUGUAAUUAACAAUUAAUGCGCACAUUUAGGUGUGAAGAAGAAAAUCAUAGGCUCAUGAAAAAAGAAAAAAAGAUGGCUUCUGGAGAUGUUGCAUUCACUCAAAAAGGAAAAGAAAUCUCGUUUUUCUGGAUAGCGGACUCUCUGUUUUGACUCAGUGUCUGUGUUUCCCCUGCAGGCUGGAAAUUACACUUUUAACAGAGCCAAGCUGAUGAAUGUUGGUUUUCGAGAAGCCAUGAGGGAGGAGGAAUGGGACUGUCUCUUCUUUCACGACGUGGAUCUCAUUCCUGAGGACGAUCGUAACACCUACAUCUGUGACUCCAACCCCAAACACGCAGCCAUCGCCAUGGACAAGUUUGGCUACAAGUAUGUCGCUCCUCGUCUGUAAAAGCUCACUCAAGUGUUUACUCUUCACACAAACUAGAUCCCUGGCGUUAAGACUUCCUGAAGCCUUUUUAUUCUACAUUUUAUAAACCUUUGAACAAGUUCAGACUCAACCCAAAACAACCAUCAAGGAGACCGUUUCACCUUUGUCUAGCAUCCUUCAUUAGUGGUACACGCUUUCAAGAGAAGGCUUAGCAGAAAGAUCUGACAAACACACCAGCUCAAGUUUAACUCCUGUCAGUGGUUUGAAAUACUCACCCACGUUUCUGUUAUCUUUCAUCCUCUUCAGGCUUCCGUACAAAAUGUACUUUGGAGGAGUGUCAGCUCUGACGCCACUGCACUACCUCAAAAUGAACGGUUUCCCCAACAACUACUGGGGCUGGGGUGGAGAGGAUGAUGAUAUUGGAGUCAGGUAAGAAAGGCUGAUUAGACCAACUCAGAACAGGGAACGGGGAAAUUGAUCUUGGGUGUUAUUGUCACUCAGACCUGCAUUCAUAUUUCAGACAUAAUGACAUUUUUGUCUCCUUUUUGUCCCCCUCUUAGAGUGUCUUUAGCAGGGAUGUAUAUCACUCGUCCAUCCCUGAAGGUCGGCCGAUACAAGAUGAUAAAACACAAGCUGGACAAAGGAAACGAUGUGAAUCCAAAGAGGUAAAGACAGUGAUGUGUUUGGUUUAAUUUGGAAGAUUAAAGCAGAUCUGGAUUAAUUUUCAGUGCAGAGACGAUCAUUUCGAGUGUGUUAAGGUUAAAAACUCUGUACUUCAUGACCAGGACAUUUAUUUGGACAUUUGUCAAGAUCACAACACUUGACCUGUUAUGAGCAGCAUUCGAUCGGUGCAUGUGGACACUUUUUGUAAGCUGGCAGAGUAGUAAUUAAUCAGUUUACAAAGUUUUGUCGUUGUCCGGGUCACAGGGGCAGUAGCUUUAGGAGGGAAGCCCAGACGGCUCUCACCCCAGCCACUUUGAAGGUCUCCCCCUGGUAGGACAUUUUCUGGAACACCUCUAACAGGAGGCGUCCAGAGGGCAUCCUAACCAGAUGCCCGAGCCACCUCAGCUGACUCCUCUCGACGUGGAGGAGCAGCGGUUCUACUCUGAGCGCCUCCCGAGUGUCCGAGCUCCUUACCCUAUCUCUAAGGCUGAGCCCGGCCACCCUGCGAAGGAAACCCAUUUCGGACGCUUGUUCUUUCGGUCAUUACCCAAAAAUCAUGGCCAUAGGUGAGGGUCGGCAUGUAGAUCAACCGGUAAAUCGAGGGUUUCACCUUACGGCUCAGCUCUUUCUUCACCCCGAUUGAUCGGUCCGCAUCACUGCUGACGCCGCUCCGAUCCGCCUAGUUUACAAAGUUUUGAUUUACGUGAAUAAGCUCAAUAUACAUCCCAGUACAGACCUCAUCACUGCACCCUGUUCAAAGAUUUCUUGUUGAACGAAAAGAAACACUAAAAAGAGGAUCUGUAUUUUUAAAUUUGGUUACACCUGCAUCUUCAUGAUAGUGGCUGAUGGUGCUCAUGGGAAAUGUAGUCCGCAUCAUGUGAAAAGCUGUACCAAUCUCAUCCAGAAGAGGUCACCAGAGUCAACACAACAUGGUCAUUCCUUACAGUGUCAUUACACCUGCAAUUUUGAAGAACGCGAUCGCACAUUGUGCAUUUUUCUGACAUUGUUUGAGUCGAGUAAAAUGUGGGCAGCUUUAGUGGCUCAUCACUCUCUCUCUGUAUUUUGUGUUUAAAGGUUCAACAUGCUGGCAAAGACACGUACCACCUGGAAGUUGGACGGGAUGAACACAGCUGAAUAUGAGACAAUCUCACGGGAGUACCUGCCUCUCUACACCAACAUCACUGUCAACAUCGGCACGGAGGCCGGUCUGCACCCACCUCCUCCUACUCGUCCUCCACCUGCCAAAGCUGAGGGCAAACCGGAGGUGAAAGUAUCUGCCAAAGCUGAAGGCAAACCUGCUGAAGUCCAGGCAAAAGGCCCAGCUAAACUUAUAGAAGGCCCCUCGGUAAUUUAACCCAACAUGAGAGACCACUAAUCAUGUUCCAGUUUGUGGAAUGAUAUUGUUCCUCCUCGGUGGCCUGUCUUCUUCUUUUUUUUUCUGCUCAUUUUGGCUGUUUUGACGGUUUUCUUUUUGGAUGAAUCAACAUCAUGCUGUGUACAGAAAUCGGCGCACUCAUGUGAGUGGUUCACAUGAUGGAACUAAAGACCUGAAGGAUCUGACCCUUGGGUGACGGCUCUCCACGUCGGUUCCUGUUGCAUCACUUAUUUUUCUUCCAGGGAGCCACGGUGAAGAGUGAAGAGUAAAAGUUGGACUCUAUGAGUUUAUAUGUCUACAGCGCUGUGGUCGCUGCUUAAACCUUGUGAUGCCUUAGAAUCUUGAUCUGAUUUAAACGUUUUUCGUUGCUUCACUCGUACUUUACAUUGAUUUUGAUGGAGCAGUAGCUGCAGGUUCCAGCAGCCACACUGUGCCAUGUGUAGUCUUUUUUUUUUUCUUCUCAACGCCAAUGAAUCUAUGAAUGAAGGAGAAGAGUGUGUGAAGCUGCUACAAAGAGUGAAGGAACUCGACAGAUUUGUGUAUAACUGUUGAUAUUAUCACUGCUUCUAAUAAUAGCGCACAUAUCUUAUCUGUCCCUGAAUAUCUGGAGUCUCAUUUAAAAUGGGUUCCAACACUGAGAUGCUGGUAUAUAUCUGUUUUGUUAGUAUAUAAAGAAGAUAGACUCAAUCUUCCUGUUUCAACUGUACACAUAAAUGAGCCUUUCAUCCUCUUCUUGAUGAAUAAGGAUGAGGGAGCGGUUUCAGUCCUGUCCGUCAGCGGCCAAGAUACAGUCCAUCUGUGUAGCGUUUGUUUCUGAGCUUUAGUUCUCAGCGAAUCGAAUAUCUUCGACAUCUGUUUUCUUUUUCUUUAUCGGGUGCUUUUGCCUUUAUGAGACAGAGCAGGUCUUGGUGACGGUGAUCAGCCCUCUGCCUUCACAUGAGCUCACGGUUCACAUCAAAAUGGAGUCUUGUCUUGUUUAUCUGUUAUUUUUAUGGAAUAUACUGAUCAUGUACAACGCACUAUAUAUUAUCCAUGUAAAUCUGUCUAUUAAGAGUGCUGGCUUGCUCCCUUGACAUCUUAUAUGCAGUUAAUCUUCACAACAGACAUUAUUUUUGGUAUGGUCUCGUUAUGAUCUUCACAAAGCAGCAGAAAUGAAGAUGAGGAAGUAACAAGAGUAACAAGAUCAGUCCUGGACCUGGUUCAACUUGAGAGGGCUGCUUUGAGGAGCAAAAUAUGUCCAGGUCGACAAACCCGUUCGUUUGUAGCUCCAGCCGAAAGCACAACACAAAAAUCUGGUCCUUGAUGUGCCGAUACAGACGUACAAUUUCUUACUCCACGUCAUUAUUGUGAAAAAUCCCGUUCUGCCGUUCCUCCCCGACUUUUGCCCGUAUACUGCAUGUUGACUCUCCUCCCUCCCUUUCCGAUCUCUGCUCUUUCUGACAGAUUUGAUUGUUUACACAGAAAGAAAAAGUAUCCCUUUACCCUGUGAGAGCGUCCAUACCGACAGAUGAACAGUUUGAAACCAAAGACAACUGCAUAGAAAGCUGUGAUGAUGAAUAAAUAAUGUGUGUUUGUGUGUGUGUGUGUGUGUGUGUGAGCUGUCUGCUCCAUCGCAAUGAAUUAUUCCUGCAUUUUAAUGGGCCCAUCUUUUUCUUCUAUCAAUAUUUGUAGCCUCUUUUAAACUAUCAUGUAUUCACAGUACAGCUCUUCGUAGUAGAGGGACAUGGUUUUUCUUUUUUAGGUUUACUACAACCUCUUUUUUUAAUCAGUAUCUUUGUUUUUUUCCAACUGACAAGGACAUGCCAAGGUCAGAAAGUGACUGCCUGUGAUUUUGUCCAAGACUAUAUACUGUAUGAUCAUUUUGAUGUGAAUCAAUAUUCAAAUCCUAUGGCCUUAGAAACACACACACAAUACUAGUAUUUACCUAGUUAACCUUCAUAUCAGAUGUAGUAUGCAUGGCAAAAAAACACUAUUAGUAAGGGAAUGUAAUGAGCACAACCUGGAGAUUAUACAUAUCAAUGCUCACCCAGGAAACAUUAAGCAUGCUGCAGUGUUGUGAACCUGGACCUGUUAUUGUGACUUCACAUUUGAGUUUUUAUUCUACUGUACAGAGUCCGACAGGAGACACAUCUUUAUUUUUAUGAAUAUGUUCAAAGGAAGCUUAGAUACCAGGGUCACAAUGUACAGUCUCCAUCAUUUACAGCCUAACUCCUUUUUUUGUGUGCAUUUAAUUUGACUCCAUUCUGAUGUGGAAUAGCUCAGCAGCAAUAGGAAGCAGUCACCGCAGUGUAGUACAGGAGCAACCAAGGGCAAAGUGAUUUAAGUUCUUUUUGCUCUCUUUAUGAAUUCUGCACAGUCCAGAGUGGCCUUAAAUUCAUUAUUAAUAAACUGAUUAUCCAAAACAAAUGUG